GGCGGGCGGAGGCCGGGGGGUGGAGCCGCCCGCGCGCCCUCAAUGCCCCGCCACCCGCGGGCACCGCCGCCAGGCCUCCCGGCCUCCAGCCCCCGCGCCGACGAUCGAUGGAGCGGGACCCCGGGUCUACUGCAGUGUCCCCCAUGAGACUCGGAAUGGUGAGCACGUAGGUGAGCAUGCAGGAAGGCAGGUGGUGUGGAACAUGCCUCCACCACCCAGUGCUUCUGCUGCCCACGGCCGCACUCACCUAUGCCCAUGGCCUGCACGGGUCUGUCGCUCUCCAGCGCCUUUGACAUUCUAGGUGCCGCAGGUGAGGGCAAGCUCUUGCAUCUUAAGCACAAGCUGAAGACCCUGCGCCCAGGCUGCCGGGGGGCGGACCUCCUGCACGCCAUGGUGCUCCUGAAGUUGGGCCAGGAGACCGAGGCCAGGAUCUCCCUGGAAGCGCUGAAGGCGGAUGCGGUGGCCCGGCUUGUGGCCCGCCAGUGGGCCGGCAUGGACAGUGCCGAGGCCCCAGAGGAGCCCCCAGACUUGUCCUGGGCAGUUGCCCGGGUAUUCCACCUGCUCGCUGAGGAGAAGCUGUGCCCGGUCACUAUGCGGGACAUGGCCUACCAGGCUGCCCUCCAUACGUUCAGCUCCAGGGAUGACCACCGGCUCACAGAGCUCCAGGGAGAGGCCCAGGACCGCUGUGGGUGGGGUAUCGUCAGGGACCCAGGGAGCUUCCAGCCCCUUCACUCUGAUCAGGGCUGCCUGCCACCAUCCUCAGUGUCACCCUCAGGCACUCACAGCCUUCCUCAGCCCAUCAGGCACCUUCCGGACUGGAGCAGAGGGUGUUCCCUGAGAUCCACCGGCAGCCCCGCCUCCCUGGCCAGCAAUCUGGAAAUCAGCCAGUCGCCCACCAUGCCCUUUCUCAGCCAUCACUGCAGCUGCCACGGGCCCAGCAAGCUGUGUGACAAGCCCCAAGCCAGCCCGGUGCCUGAGCCUGCCCCCACGGGCUGCCAGGAGCCUGAGGAGGUGAGCUGGCCACCUUCGGAAGCGACUGUCAGCCCCCCAUCGAUGGAGACUGCCAGCCCCCCACUGGGGGAGACUGUCAGCCCCUCAUCAGGAGAGGUGGCUAGCCCCUCAUCCGGGGAGAGUGCCAGCCCCCCAUCGGGGGAGGCUGCCCGUCCCCCAUCGGGGGAGACUGCCAGCCCCUCAUCGGGGGAGACUGCCAGCUCCCGGACGCUACCAAACAGCUCAGCCCCUAGGCUUACUGAGCUGGUCCCAGAUGCAAGCCCUGGCCAGCCCGACCCCCCCAAAGCUCUGGAAAUCAGCACCCACUACCCGGUGGAGUGCACAGAAGUGUUGGCAGCCCCCAAAUCUCUCUCCUUGCCCUCCAGAAACACUUGCCCUGACAAGGACCAGCCCCCACUCCCACUUCCUGGAGAAGAUAUCACUUCCCAGGUGGCCAGCCCAUGCCCACCUGCGCCCUCAGCCCUGAGGACGUCCCCUCCCUGCCCUGCAUCAUCGACCCCUUCUUCCACUGGCCUGGCCUCCUCCAGCCCAUGCCCCCCUUCUCCCGAGUUGGAGUCAGAGCAGAAAUUCUAUAACUUUGUGAUCCUGCACGUUGCGGCGGAUGAACACAUUGCCCUGCGGGUCCGGGAGAGGCUCGAGGCCCUGGGGGUCCCUGAUGGGGCCACCUUCUGUGAGGAUUUCCAGGUGCCCGGGCGGGGCGAGCUGCGCUGCCUACAAGACGCCAUCGAACACUCGGCCUUCACCAUCCUGCUGCUCACCCCCAACUUCGACUGCCACCUGGGCCAGCACCAGGCGGGCCAUUCGCUGAUGAGCAGCCUCACGCGGCCCGGGUGGCAAGACUGCGUGAUCCCCUUCCUGCCCCUGGAGAGCUCCCAGGCCCAGCUCAGCUCCCACACGUCCAGCCUGCUCAUCGGCCUGGUGUGGCUGGUCGAGCACUCCCGGAUCUUCGCCAGGAGGGUGACCAACACCUUCAAGCCGCAGACGCUACGAGCCCGCAAGGCCCACUGGAGGAAGGAACAGGACGUGCGGGCCCUGCAAGAGCAGCGCCGGCACCUGGAGGGCGAGCGGCAGCGGGUAGCGGCACUGAACGCGGCCUACUCGGCCGACGUCCAGAACUGCUUGUCCUGGCAGGCGCAGAUGGAGACACUCCGGGCGGCCUUCGGGAGCCACAUGCCAUUUGGGACUCAGGUGCCCCCCGGGGGCCCGGGGCCUCUGGGCGCCCCCCGGCCCUUUCCCUCCUGGCCGGGCCAUCAGCCGCCCCCUGAGGCUCCGUGGCUGGCCGGCUCGCCCGCGCCCGCCUUCCCGCCGCCCCCCGCCUUCCCGCAGGCCGGCCCGGCGCCCCCUCAGAGCCCCGGGCCGCAGCCCCUCAUCAUCCACCACGCCCAGAUGGUGCAGCUGGGCCUCAACAACCACAUGUGGAACCAGAGAGGGACCCAGGCGCCCGAGGACAAGACGCAAGGAGCAGAGUGACCGAGGGGCUGGGCCCGAGGACCCGGACCUUAGGGACGCCCCCCACCGCUUCCAGGGGGGGCAGAGGAGCGUGACGUCGUCGGCCGCUCUCCGGAAACGGUGCAAAAUGGGCCCCGACGACUCCCUGGCGCGCAGGGUGGCCAGACUUGGGUGUGGCAUUUACAAAUUCUCACCUGGGUGGUGGUGGGGCUAGUGGGCUGGGGGAUGUGGGUACCGUGUUUUAAGUAUAAUAAAUAUUUAUUGAAUGUUUCCGCGGUGCGGUUCUCCUCUGGGAGACUUGAACUGUACCCAAAAAGGGAACCGGAAGGGAGGAGCUCGCUUCUCCCAGUGUGAGGCAUGGACCGAACGGUUUGCGCAGUUUCUCGCAUUUCAUUGGCCAGAACCUAGUCACGUGGUCCAUCGGCUGCAAGGGACCUUGGGAAAUGUAGUCUUUUGGGCCGUGGGCUUUGCUAAAAGUUUUGGUUCUAAUACCAGAGAACAUGGAGAGAAAAGACGCGGGGGGACAUUUAGCACUUACUGCUGUAGCCCCCCCUUUUUUUUGCCAAAGGUUCCUGCCUUGAUGUGUCGUGUCCCCCACUCCCCACCUUGCUGGACUCAGAUCCGACCAUGUGAUCUUGGGCAAGGGCCUUUGGCUCUCCGAGCCUCGAGUUCUCGUUUGAGAAGUGGGUUUGAUGUUUCAAGGUUGUCAGCAGAUCCUGUGUGAGACACUGAACCUUGCAGUGUAAGUGCUCAUUAACCGCCAGCCGGAGAGGAGGGGGUUAAUCUUUUUUCAGGGUCACAGACCUUUGAGAAAGAAUAGAAUUAACACUUGGGCACUCACAUUUACGGAUUGCACAGGCUUUAAAGAUCUAAACGUAUUCGAUUUUAUUUUUAUUUUUUAAAAGUAAUCUCUGUGCCCAAGGUGGGGCUCGAACUCAGGACCCUGAGAUCAAGAGUCACAUGCUCCACCCACUGAGCCAGCCUGGCGCUCCUGAACUUAUUUUAAUCCCCAAAAUUGACCGCCCUCAGAGUAGAAGCUUAUAUUGUUGGGCUCAUUUUACAGAUAGGGAAAACAGGCUCAGAGAGGUGAAUCUGGGUCUGCACGGUCACACCGGUCAGAAGUGGAGGAAUUGUAAUUUCCAAGGGAGGAAGUGACGGAAGGGCCAACUCCAGCCGGCGGAGCCAGGAAGCCGCUAGCCCCUCCCACCCAACCGCCCGGCUCAAACAUUAACUUUGCAAGCCCUUUUCCUCCGUUUCCUGGGGCCCCGGAGGGCGGGCCUGGCUGACUCACUGAGGGCGUCAGAUACCACUGGUAAUUUUAGUCGCUGACUCAGAUUUUGUUGGGGCUCAGCUUCCUGAAGCCUCCGCAGCACUGAAGUGAAACCUGGGGAGGAGUCCGGGAGACCAGCUUCCAGGGUGGGCCGAGGUGGGCGGGGUUCGUGGACGGACGGUUUCUGUUCAUGGAGGCGAGAGCUAGCUGCAAAUAACUGGACGAUUGCGGUGAACAGACCAUUCGUUCAUGUGAACAACAUUUAUUGAGCGCCUACUGUGUACCCAGUUUGUCCCAGGCACUGGAGUGCAGUAGGGGCAAAGGCAGUCGCAAUCUAUCCCUUGCUCUCCUUUCAGUCGGAGGCGGAGGAGAGGGGACAGCGGAUGCGUCAUCACAGGAAGUGAGAUAAUUUCAGAAAGUGAAGGGCUAUCAGAAGAAAUGAACAGAGUUGGGGGUGUCCCAGGAGGGAAAACUUUGGCCCGAGUGGCCAGGGAGGGCCUCUCUGAGGAGGUGGUGUUAGAGCCAAGCCCCAUAGGAAGAGGAGCCCGCCAUGAUGAGAAGAGCUUGAGGACUGGGGUGAUUUUCUGGGCAGAGGAAACAGCUCGGGGGCAAAGGUCCUGGGGCAGGGCCCUGCCUGGCAUGUUGGAGGAACAGCAAGGACGCCUGUGUGGCUGGAGCAGAAUGAGCGAAGGGGAGGGAGGGAGGAGAGGAGGACAGGGAGAGGACGGUAGCAGGUUCCUGCUGGGCCCUGGGGGCUUCGGGGAGGACUUGGGCUUUUCCCUCAGGGAGGUGGGAGCCCUGCAAGGCUGCGGGCAGAGGAGGGCAGGACCGGACUCAAGUGCUCACGGGCGCCCUCUGGUGGCUGCUCUGGGAAGGACAGGUCAGGAAGUUGGGGGGGCGGGGCGCAGCCCUGAGCCUGGGACCAGAGCAGUGGCAACAGAGCAGAUCCAGGCCAGCCGUGACGAGGGCCGGACCCAGGUGGAGGCAGAGGAGGGACAAGUGGGCACAUUCAGAGCGUGAGUCUUUGUUUCAUCCCUGAGACAUUGUGAGACUUGGAACAAGUCACAGCCCUUUCCUGGACCUCAUCUUUCCCAUCCGUACUCGGUCCUAGUGACUUCAGGUCUGGAGCUCCAAUACUUGGCACGUCCCCGUGUCACUCCAGCACACUUAAAGGACAAGCAUUUUGAAAGCCCUGGGCGGAGGCUUUUACAUGCUGGCUGAGCUUGUUUCAUCCUCCCAGCAGCCCAGGAGCUGGAGACUACCCUUGUCCCCAGUUUACAGAUGAAGACACUAAGGCCCAGAGAGGGGAAGUCACUUAUCCAAGGUCACACAGCACACAGUAGCCUUUGGGGGCUGAAGAAGGAGCCAGGUGUCUCUAUUGGGUUCUAGCUCAUACGGAGAUCGUGAGACUGCUCCUUCAUUACGUCCAUUGUUUUUUGUUUUUGUUUUUGUUUUUUAUUCUGUGAAAUAGUCUUGUUCCUUUCCUGGCUCCUGGAUCUGUCUGGGUCACUGCAGUGUCUUCAGUGCGCAGCACACGGUAGUUGCUCAGUAAGUGAAUCCUUUUGAGGAACAAUAUGUGGAGCACCUGCUGUGUGCAGGUCCGUCUGGGGCACUAUCCCUGACCCCUAUGGAGUUCCCUGGGCAGUGGGUGGAGAGGAUGUGAUUCAUCCAUCUACUUAUCCAACCAACAUUUAUUGAGCUCCUACUGGGUGCAGGCACCUGUGGGCACAGUGGCGACUGAGUGGUCACCAUACCCCCAAGGUGACCUGAGACAACACCGUCCUGUUCUCUCAGAGCUCACGGUCAGCUGCCAGAGACAGAGACAGUGACCAGGGGAAUCAGGCCUGUGAUGGAGAAGUGUAGGGGUCUGUGGAGGCCCAAAGGGGACUCCUGACCCGCCGGCGGGGAUUCAGAGAAGCUUCUGGAAGGAGGAAGUAAGCUGAGACUUGAGGCGUAUGGUGGAAUGAGCCAUGGGCUGGGAAGAGAGCUCCUGGAGGUGCACAGAGCACUGGCGAAGGCCCGGAGGCGAGAGUGUGAGCUAGGACAGCUCCAGACAGAGCUGCGCUUUGCCAGAGCUGGGGGCUCAGCCACACGUCCUGUUGCCCUGGCGCCCCCUGGUGGCCGCCACCGCUCCAAGGCCAGUGCGCCCCCAGUGGCCACCAGGCCUGGGGUGUUUCCUGGGAAACCCCCUAUCCCCGCUAGGGACAAACAGCCUUAAGGAAAAAUAGGGGGGAAUUUUUUUGAAAAUUUCCCCUUCUUUAAGAACUCGGAAACAUGAAUCAAUAACAGAUGAUUUGUUUUCAGAGGUUAAUAACUGCGUCCCUGUUAGGAAUGAUGUCUUUCUGAGAUGAUUAGAUCUUCUACAAAUGUCCUCCCGCUCUCUGGGCCCAGAGACGGUAAUGCAUUGCCCAGUGUCACCCAGUGCAUGCGUCGCUGCCACCGAGCCUGGGCAGAACUUGAGGGACUUUGAAUCUUGUAAAUCUUCUGCCUCUCCGGCACAAUCUGGGUGGCCCACCAGAGGGCGCGCGCGAGCACCUCCUCUGCCCUCAGUCCUCCAGGGCUCCACCGCCUUGGGGGUAAAAGCCCGGGUCCUCCCCGCGGCCCCCAAGGCCCCGCGCGACCUGCCCUCCUCUCCUCUCCCUCUUCCCCCCAUCUAGUCUGUACGAGCCACAUGGGCUUCAACACACAGAUGUGGUUCUGCCCCAGGACAUUUACACAGCUGUUCCCUCUCCUUGGAAUGCCCUUCCUCCAGAUGCCGACAUAGCCCCCUCCUCACCUCCUGCAGAUUUUUGCUCAAAUGUCAUCCUCUCAAUGGGGACUUCUCUGAUUACCCCACUUAAAAUCAUUUACAACCUCAUCCACCUCCCCACCCCGUUCUAUUGCUCCCUGAUGCUUAGCACUUUUAGACAAAAAUAGUAAGUCACUUAUUCACUGAGCACAUUGUUUAUCAUCUGCCUUCCCAAGAGGAUGGGAAUUUUAUCUGUUGAUUUCACUGCUGGACCCCAGUACCUGGCACACAGCAGGUGCUUAAUAAAUGACUUUGAAUUAAUGGGCACAUCUUUUUAUCUUUAAAAUAACCUCUUUGGGGGCGCCUGAGUGGCUCAGUUGGUUAG
Molecule: messenger RNA, 6843 nt
Organism: Zalophus californianus (California sea lion)
Lineage: Eukaryota; Metazoa; Chordata; Mammalia; Carnivora; Otariidae
Gene: TICAM1
Product: toll like receptor adaptor molecule 1
Exons: 2
Coding region: 250-2481 (743 amino acids)
Biological process (GO): positive regulation of myeloid dendritic cell cytokine production; positive regulation of natural killer cell activation; response to exogenous dsRNA
Molecular function (GO): protein kinase binding
Source: RefSeq, a predicted model, not a curated record